Messenger RNA from Procambarus clarkii (red swamp crayfish), 1311 nucleotides. The record is from RefSeq and is a predicted model, not a curated record. NCBI's taxonomy places the organism in Eukaryota, Metazoa, Arthropoda, Malacostraca, Decapoda, Cambaridae.
AUGGAUUAUAUCGUGGGUGGACGAUAUCGUGCGUGGACGAUAUCGUGCGUGGACGAUAUCGUGGGUGGACGAUAUCGAGGGUGGAUACCAGGCAGUGUUGCCACGUUCCAGCCGUCACCCAGCAGUCCUGACUCACCUCCAGUAAGAAAAGGGUCAGAUCGGAGACGCUGUUGGCAACACAUUGAUGAGGAGGACACCCCUAUUCCUCAGCAUGAUUUGGAAUGCUUGAAAAAGAUGGGCAGUUUAGCAACUGAGAAGGGCAGUUUAGCAACUGACAAGGGCAGUUUAGCAACUGAGAAGGGCAGUUUAGCAACUGAGAAGGGCAGUUUGGCAACUGAGAAGGAGGGCAGUUUGACAAUUGAGAAGGGCAGUUUGGCAACUGAGAAGGGCAGUUUGACAACAGAGAAAGGCAGUUUGACAACAGCGAAAGGCAGUUUGACAAUUGAGAAGGGCAGUUUGACAACUGAGAAGGGCAGUUUGGCAACUGAGAAGGGCAGUUUGACAACAGAGAAGGGCAGUUUGACAACUGAGAAGGGCAGUUUGACAACUGAGAAGGGCAGUUUGACAACAGAGAAGGGCAGUUUGACAACAGAGAAAGGCAGUUUGACAACAGCGAAAGGCAGUUUGACAAUUGAGAAGGGCAGUUUGACAACUGAAAAGGGCAGUUUGGCAACUGAGAAGGGCAGUUUGACAACAGAGAAGGGCAGUUUGACAACAGAGAAGGGCAGUUUGACAACUGAGAAGGGCAGUUUGACAACUGAGAAGGGCAGUUUGACAACUGAGAAGGGCAGUUUGGCAACUGAGAAGGGCAAGAAGGGCAGUUUGACAACUGAGAAGGAGGGCAGUUUGACAAUUGAGAAGGGCAGUUUGGCAACUGAGAAGGGCAGUUUGACAACAGAGAAAGGCAGUUUGACAACAGCGAAAGGCAGUUUGACAAUUGAGAAGGGCAGUUUGACAACUGAGAAGGGCAGUUUGGCAACUGAGAAGGGCAGUUUGACAACAGAGAAGGGCAGUUUGACAACUGAGAAGGGCAGUUUGACAACUGAGAAGGGCAGUUUGACAACUGAGAAGGGCAGUUUGACAACAGAGAAAGGCAGUUUGACAACAGCGAAAGGCAGUUUGACAAUUGAGAAGGGCAGUUUGACAACUGAAAAGGGCAGUUUGGCAACUGAGAAGGGCAGUUUGACAACAGAGAAGGGCAGUUUGACAACAGAGAAGGGCAGUUUGACAACUGAGAAGGGCAGUUUGACAACUGAGAAGGGCAGUUUGACAACUGAGAAGGGCAGUUUGGCAACUGAGAAGGGCAGUUAG